CGUCAGCUGCGUCACACUCACGUCUUUCAAGAUGGCGGCGCUCGCGUCCUUGAUGCUGCAAUCCAGAGCCUGUAUUCUGUUCAGUCAAACACCCACAGUUGUACUGACAAGAUUUGCUUCAAAGAAAUCAGGAGGAAGCAGCAAAAACCUAGGAGGGAAGAGUGCUGGCCGUAGAUAUGGUUACAAGAAACAAGAUGGGAACUUUGUACAUGCGGGCAACAUCCUUGCUACACAACGCAAGGGUUUAAUGCGCUGGCAACCUGGAGCUCAUGUAAGAUGUUUGGAAUCAAAUAUUUUUCUAUGAGUAGUUGUAUAUAGC
Molecule: messenger RNA, 319 nt
Organism: Sinocyclocheilus grahami
Lineage: Eukaryota; Metazoa; Chordata; Actinopteri; Cypriniformes; Cyprinidae
Product: 39S ribosomal protein L27, mitochondrial-like
Exons: 3
Coding region: 32-304 (90 amino acids)
Biological process (GO): translation
Cellular component (GO): ribosome; mitochondrial large ribosomal subunit
Molecular function (GO): structural constituent of ribosome
Source: RefSeq, a predicted model, not a curated record